AUGUCAAAUAGCCAAUCUUCGUCCGGCCAACAAAACCAUCGCAGUUCACAGCAAAAGGAAUCUUCAGAAAAACCACUUUUCCGAAUCGACCUUAUAGCUCGACAGUUGGCCUCAGUUUGGCAGUCAAUUUGCGCUCUGGAGGCAGCGUCCAGCACCAGAGCACGAACUGUACAUUUGAACUCAGGCCCGGAGCGUACUAGUCCCUCCUUGUCGGGCCGAUGGUCCGAAGUCUCAUCCACUUGCUCUACUGCUUCAUCGUCUUCAUCUGGCUUUCGCCUUCAAGUCAGCAAUGGCUUUCAUGAUGUUGCAGUUACAUCAGGCGCCAGAGACUGUGCAGUGAUUGGCAGACUCUCUCCAGCAACAGUCGGCCACCUAGAGCCCCCUGGAUCCGGCCUGACAUCGUCCAUUGAGAUGCGGAGCGCCGGAGCCGAGAUACGAACCUUGCCCAUCUUCAAAGGAAAAGGAAAUUCAAUCGCUAGUUCAUCGGAAAACGGUUCCUACCGAUCAAAUUAUGAUACAAGUAAACACAUUCUCUUAGAUUCGAUUAUAUCGGUUAAUUUAUUAACUGCAUAUGGAGUCACCUAA
Messenger RNA from Protopolystoma xenopodis, 585 nucleotides. The record is from the annotation of a GenBank genome assembly. NCBI's taxonomy places the organism in Eukaryota, Metazoa, Platyhelminthes, Monogenea, Polystomatidea, Polystomatidae.